This is a messenger RNA of Emiliania huxleyi CCMP1516, 381 nucleotides long. RefSeq lists its product as hypothetical. The annotation marks the transcript as partial. Gene Ontology annotation, biological process: protein refolding. Gene Ontology annotation, cellular component: cytoplasm. Lineage: Eukaryota; Haptophyta; Isochrysidales; Noelaerhabdaceae. The transcript has a single exon. The record is from RefSeq and is a predicted model, not a curated record.
AUGCCGCAGCGGGGUCAAGCUGUUGCCGUCACAGCCCGAGCUCCGCGAGCCCCGCUGCUGAGCCUGGUGGUGAGCCUUGUGCUGAUUUCGCCGAUCAAGGCUUUGGUAGUGUGGCCGCAGGCGCGCACGGGCCUCCCUCCGCGCGCCUGCGCUGCCCACCCACGCUGUGCGGUCGCCGGAUCAACUAGCAGUGGUGACUUGUAUGCAUCGUUGGGCAUCGAUGCGACCGCGUCGGCGGCCGAGGUGAAGCGCGCGUAUCGGCGUGCGGCGCUGCGGAACCACCCAGACGUCAACAAGGCAGCCGAUGCGCAGGAGGCCUUUGCACGCAUUGCCGAAGCCUACACCGUCCUCUCCGAUCCGGAGCAGCGUGCAAAGUACGAC